Racocetra persica is the source of this 385-nucleotide messenger RNA. Lineage: Eukaryota; Fungi; Glomeromycota; Glomeromycetes; Diversisporales; Gigasporaceae. The record is from the annotation of a GenBank genome assembly.
UCCUGACUUAUCAAUAACAUCUAGUAGCGAUAGUUCUCCGAGUCCAAAUAAUUUUGAGUUUUCAAUUCAAUCGGAUCAACAAGUAAAUGAUGAUAUCAUAAAUAAUCUUUUAUUCAUUGAUGAAAACCAGUCUCCUAUAUAUGAUAAUCAAUACGGACUCGAAAUUUUCGAUUCCUCUAACGUUUACGUUAAUGAAAUUUCCGAAAUAAAUUCACAUAAUUUAUAUGAAAUCUUUGACGUUCAGAACAAUUGCAUUUUAGAUAAUUUGGUCAAUUCUAAUGACCGAUUAUCUUUUUUGCCUAAUUUAUUAAAUACAACAAUAAAUCAAGAUAAUUUAAACGAUGCGUUAAUCGCUUAUGAGAUGGGUUUUAAUUACCCUAUCUAA